Toxorhynchites rutilus septentrionalis is the source of this 4221-nucleotide messenger RNA. RefSeq lists its product as uncharacterized. NCBI's taxonomy places the organism in Eukaryota, Metazoa, Arthropoda, Insecta, Diptera, Culicidae. Gene Ontology annotation, molecular function: zinc ion binding; aspartic-type endopeptidase activity; nucleic acid binding. Gene Ontology annotation, biological process: proteolysis; DNA integration. The transcript has 3 exons. The coding region runs from base 1 to 4221 and encodes 1406 amino acids. The record is from RefSeq and is a predicted model, not a curated record.
AUGCCAGGUGGCAAAUACGUACGAGUCAUCGCUAAUGCUCACGAUGUCUGUGACAAUGAAGAGAGAGACCCAGAGGAAGAGUUCAUUGAGUCAGACGGAGAGGAACUCAAUGUGUCUUAUUCGAGAAAGAAGAAUGUAAAUGAAAACUUACUUCAUAGACCAGAACGUAUGGAGAAGGCAGUAUUUACAACGUCGAACCAACAAGAGCAACAGUUGAGUGAUGUAACAGUUCCUCCAUGGCUUACUCCGCGAGUCGAAUUGUCACAGGGUUCGAACAAUCUGGAAACCCAUGAUUCUUCCCAAGUAUAUCCACCAGUAAAUUGUGAACUGAAUGGUGUCGGUUCAAAUCAAAUUUUUGAGAUUGCUACGGAUUUGAACAAUGUCAGCAUCAAUAAACGGGCCAAACUGUUAUACCUUCUCUUGGGUGAUGAACUACAGGGUUUAGUCACGGCUGCUAAGCUAUGCCCAAGUUUCCUUGAUUCACAAUGUUACUCAACUUUAACGCAGAAUAUUAGCACAUAUCUGCGAUCACUAGUUGAUACAACAGCUGAACACGAAGAGUUCACUCGUCUCAAGCAGGAGUCUAACGAGUCUGUUGUAACAUUUUAUGCAAGAGUCGUAGAAAAGGCUGGUAUGUGUGGCUAUGGCAAUGAUGAGAAUAGGUUUAUCCGUUCUCAGAUACUACAGGGAAUGAGCAACCGAGACGUUGCCAAUGCGGCAAGAACGUAUAACCAUGACACCCAAUCUGUUAUUCAAGCAGCUACACGAGCUGAAGCAUUCAACAUCAAUGCGGGUCCCUCCAAGGUGGUUGGUAUAAUGGAAGUUACUAGUAAACCAAGUAAACAACAAUCAGAACAGAAGAGAUUUUCAUCAGGUGGAUGGAACGUACAAGAUCGGGGAUUUUCAAAUGGCCCGCCGAACAAUCGUAAAUAUUCCUACAAUAAAUUUGUCGGGAAACGCAACCGGUGCUUCCGAUGUGAUUGUCCCAAGCAUAAUGGGAAGCAGUGUCCAGCUUUAUUUAAGAACUGUAACACGUGCAACGAGCGUGGCCAUUUUUCUGCCACAUGUCGCAAGAGACGGGUAAACAGUCUUGGUUCUUCAAUAGAAGUUGAUGAAUCCAUACAUAAUAAACAGAUGGUUAAUUCACUAUCCCUUUCUGAUGUUCUACUGAACUGUUAUGUCGGUUCAUCAAAACCGAUAUCAUUCUUGAUAGAUUCGGGUGCAGAUGUCAAUGUGAUCGGGGGUAGCGAUUGGGAAAGUUUAGAGAUGCAGGUCAGAUAUGGGUCCGCAAACCUCGAGUUUACUGAAUGUACAGUUCACCCUGAUCUUCGAGCGUAUGCUGCUGAUCUGCCGAUGUCAGUCACGAAGAUUUUUUGGGCAAAAGUAGAAGUCGAAGGUCUGAAUAAACCGGUUGUUCGAGCAAAGUUUUUGGUAAUUCCAAAGGGUCGUAGGUCAUUACUGGGCCGAGAAACCGCUAGUGAUUUGAAAUUAUUACUAAUUGGACAAGCUGUCAACUGUUCAGAACAAAGUGAAGAUGUUAAAAUUUUUCCAAAGGUUCCGGGAAUCAAAGUCAAAUUUAGUAUUGAUAGAACUGUACCACCAGUACGAAACGCUUAUUUCAAUGUUCCCGCUGCGUUCAGAGAAGCAGCUAAAGUGAGGCUCGAGGAGAUGGAAGCUAGAGGUAUUAUAGAGAAAGUCACGACUGCUCCAGAAUGGAUUAGCGGUAUGUCAGCCGUUCCAAAAGGCAAGGACGACUUUAGAUUAGUGGUAAAUAUGCGUGCGCCGAACAAGGCAAUUAAAAGGGAAUAUUUUCGGCUGCCACUGUUGAAUGAAAUGAAGACAAAAUUGCACGGAGCUAGAUACUUUACUAAACUGGAUUUAACAAGUGCAUACUAUCACCUGGAGUUAAGUCAGGAGUCGAGGGAAUUAACCACCUUUCUUGCGGAACGCGGGAUGUAUCGUUUUACGCGACUCAUGUUCGGGGUUAACUGUGCCCCCGAAAUUUUUCAGCGAGAAAUGACUCGCAUAUUGGAAGGGAUCUUCAAUGUUAUCGUUUAUAUUGACGAUAUACUGAUAUUCGCAGACACUUUGGAACACUUAAGGAAGACGGUUGCCAACGUCCUCAAAGCACUUAGAGCAAACAAUCUAACGCUGAAUACAGAUAAAUGUGAAUUUGACCGAGAACGAAUCAAAUUCCUUGGUCAUGAACUGGAUAAAAAUGGUUUCCACGUCGACGAUGCUAAAGUUGCUAAUAUCCGAAACUUCCGCGAGCCUUCAACCGUAUCUGAGCUUCGAAGUUUUCUUGGAUUGGCGUCCUUCGUGAGUUCCUAUAUCAAGAACUUUGCUGAUUUGACGAGUCCAUUGUGGAAAGUAGCUACCUCCCAUACAUGGCAAUGGGGCCCAGAUCAGACUAAAGCAUUUGAAGAUACUAAAAACAUGAUAUCAAAUUCUACGAUUGCGUUGGGAUAUUUUUCAGGAAGCGAUAGAACAGUGCUCUAUACCGACGCUUCUCCAGUUGCGCUAGGAGCAGUGCUUACGCAAGAAGGUAACGAUGGAACUAAGAGAAUAAUCAGUUUUGCGUCUAAAGCGCUGACAUCUACAGAGAAAAAGUAUGCGCAGAACCAGAGAGAAGCGCUGGGUGCUGUAUGGGCGGUGGAGUAUUUUUCAUUCUUCCUGCUUGGAAGACACUUCAUCCUACAAACAGAUGCAAGAGGUGUCAGUUUUAUCCUCAAUAGAUCCCGGGAGGAUUCAAAGAGAGCACUAACUAGAGCGGACGGGUGGGCUCUGCGACUGAGUCCAUAUAGCUAUGAGGUGGAAUUCAUUCGUGGGAGAGAUAAUAUUGCUGAUCCGUCAUCACGUCUUUACGGAGGAGUUGCUGAACCAUUCAAUGAAGAUGUAAGCCCAUGGGAGAUCGCUUGCCUUGAAGCAAACAGCGUGAGUUUUUUGACAGAAGACGAGAUUUGUGAGGCUACAGAACAGGAUGAAACGUUGAAAAAAGUAUUAAACGCUUUGAAAUAUGGGGAAUGGCCGAAAGAACUGAACAGAUUCAUUUCAGUAAGAAACGAGCUUUGCAUUAGAAACAGAAUUAUUUUGAAAGGAGGUCGAGCUGUAAUCCCGGAGUCACUACAAGAGAAAGCAUUAAGCGUAGCUCACGAAGGACAUCCGUUAGCUGCAAAACUGAAGUCUAUUUUAAGAGAGCGUGUAUGGUGGCCAGGUGUGGCCGGAGAUGCUGAGAUGUGGGUUAAGGCCUGUCGGUCAUGCGCGGUCAAUGGAAAACCGGAAAAGCCCACUCCAAUGAUGCGCACCAUAAUCCCGAAGACUGCCUGGGAAACUAUCGCACUUGAUUUUAAUGGGCCUUAUGCCAAGUUCGGAAGCAUCUACAUACUGGUGAUUGUCGAUUAUCGUUCGAGGUACAUAAUAGCUCGUCCUGUGAAAUCCACCAGUUUCGAACACACAAAAAAAGUGCUCGAGGAAAUCUUCGAAAGGGAAGGUUUUCCGGAUAGUAUGAAGAGUGAUAACGGACCUCCGUUCAAUGGAGAGGACUAUAGUCGAUUCUGCCAUGAAAGAGGUAUCAAAACUAUUUUUUCAACACCUAACUUUCCUCAACAAAAUGGUAUGGUUGAGAACUAUAUGAAGAUCAUCAAUAAAUCCAUGGCCGUAGCUGCCGCUAUGGGGUUGGACUAUAACGCAGAGUUGCAAGCUGCUGUUCAUGCUCACAAUGCAGCCUCCCACACUAUUACGAAAGUUCCACCAGAGGAAAUCAUGUGUGGAAGAAGGAUUAAACGCGGGCUGCCGCUAUUCAAUCGGGGGAUACCGGAUAACGACAACAGUGAAAUCAACGAGAGGGAUCGAAAAAUGAAGCUGAAAUCCAAAGAACGUGAGGACAACCGCCGUGGUGCUCGAAACUGCCAAUUGAAGCCUGGAGAUAAUGUAAUAAUACAGCGUCAGCAACGAGCCAAAGGCGAUUCGAGGUUUGGUACACAGCGCUAUACCAUUCUGGAAGAAAGAAAUGGAUGUCUAAUACUCUGUGACGACGAGGGACGUACUAUUAAACGUCACGUAUCUCAGACCAAAAAAGUUUUCGAAUGGCGCGAUCAAUCAGCUUUAAAAGAUGCUUCAGAGCAGGGCCACACAAAUGAUAAACGGAUUCCACGAUCUGUGAGGAAUAAAAAAGUCCCUAACCACCUAAAAGACUUCGUACGCAUAGUUGGUGAUAGAUAA